CUCAUAAUCAAGAUCAAUGUCAAUGUACAUAUCAGUUCAGUUGCUAUACAUUCCUUUUUACCUCCUUUAUUGUUUCCCUUUACGCUGAACUCCACUUCCCGUCCCGUCUGUGGAUGCUGGUCCAUUUCUCUGGUUGACUUUCGGAUUAGCCAGCCAUGUUUUCAAUUUUCCUGUUUGCAUCGUAUCUCCUGUUGACCCAAUGCCAAUCGAUUCAACCUGCCGCCAUUCCUCUUGCUGUCCGGUCCCCUUAUUUCCAGUCAUACCUGUCCCACACAUCCACGACGAGUGGCACCAAUACGUGGCCGAGUUUUUGGACGACGAACCACACCUUGGGUUGGAGCGGGUUGCUACGAGUAGAUGGGACACUAUACGAAUGGCUGGGUUCUGCUGUUGAGGAUGGAGGUUUGACUCUUGCCAACAAUGCCACCGCAAAGGCGGUAACGCUACAGAACUAUCAAAUCACCCCUACUCGUUCUAUUCUUUCUCUGCAGGCUGGAGCUAUGGAUAUUAAUGUUACUUUCCUCAGUCCGAUUGAGGCUGCAGAUUUGGCCCUUCAGUCUUUUCCUUUCACCUACGUCUAUUUCGAAGCCUCAUCCACAGACGGUAAAUCCCAUUCGCUGCAAGUAUAUGAAGAUAUCAGUGGUGGUACGCUCGAAAUCUUUCUCGUCGCUAUGAUCAAAUUCACUGUAUCCUUCGCAGAAUGGACUUCAUCCAGCACUACGAACAUCGUGCAGUGGAACACGACGACGAGCAACUCCAUAACUUAUCAUCAAGCUCAACGCUCCCCCUUCCAGUUUAUGACCGAAACCAACAACAUAGCGGAGGAUGCAACGGUGUACCAUGUGACGAAUUCGGGAUCUGGUGUAACUUUUCAGACCGGCGAGGACCUCGUGGUUCGCAGUCGAUUUCUGAACAAUGGUAGCCUUGGUAAUUCUCAAGAUACCACUUUCCGUGAAAUAAGCGAUAACUGGCCUGUUUUCGCAUUCUGUAAGGAUUUUGGAACCAUCUCCUCCACAUCGGCUCCGCUUGUGUGGGGAAUUGGGCUGGUCCGAAACGGAAAUAUCAUUUAUACCACCACGGCUGGGAAUCAAACAAGACAUCCAUACUUCUUAACCAAAUAUGCAGAUGUUGCAACCGCGAUGGCAAAUUUCAUGAAUGAUGCCACAAAUGCGCUCGAACGUUCCAAGACUCUGGAUAGCAAGAUUGUGUCAGAUGCAAACGCGAUUUCCUCCAAUUAUGUCGACCUCGUUUCUUUGGCAUCCCGACAGCUCAUGGCAGGCCUGGAAGUCACUGUCGGCGCAGACUCCAGUGGGAAAUUGAACGCAUCAGAUAUUCUCGUUUUUAUGAAAGACACUGGAAAUUCCCAACGCACAAACCCAGUGGAAGCGAUGUACGCGUCGUUCCCGGGCAUCCUCUACCUCAAUGCAUCUUGGGCUGGAUAUCUCCUUAAACCACUGAUGCAACUAGAACAAUCCGGUUUGUACUCUCAGUCGUUCGCCGCGGGAGACCUCGGAAAUUCCUUCCCGGUCGCCACUGGAAAUGCCAAUCCAACUGUAUUUUCCGCGAUGGAAAGCACCAGUGAUAUGAUUUCCAUGAUGUGGGCUUACGCGACGUUUUCUGGCGAUGGGACGUUGAUUUCACAAUACUAUUCUACUCUCAAAACAUGGACAGAUACACUUAUUUCCGAGAAUCCCUUAACGCCGAAUGGCUACAUCUCGGCCGACGGUCUGAGCAGUGCCAACAUGACUAACCUAGCAAUUAAAGGCAUACUCGCUAUCCGUACUAUGGCGGAAAUUAGCAAAACACUCGGAAAUUCCGACGACUACAAUUCAUACUCCAGCCAGGCUUCUUCUCUGGUUUCUCAGUGGCAAAAUAUAGCAGGAUCUUCCGGACAUCUAUCUUCAACUUAUGGGUCGUCAAAUUCUUGGGCUAUGAUAUACAAUCUUUACCCGGACAAACUUUUUGGUUUUGAUUUCGUGGAUGAUAGUAUUUACCAGGAGCAAACUUCAUGGUACGCCAGCGAAGCAUCGUCAGCACUGUCAUUUGGUUUGCCAUUCGACAGCAAUGAAGCUAAUACAGCGAAAUCUCAUUGGACUCUCUUCACCGCUGGAACGGUAACGGACACAAGUACGAGAAACUCACUCGUGUCAAUGGUACAUUCUAGUGCAGCGAAUCUAAAGAAUUUCGCCCCCUUCCCUACCACAUACAACACAAGUGACGGAACCAUCCAGGGGGGUACAGCUAGGUGUGAAUGUUGUCAGAAGUAAUCGUGUUUAUUUUGCUGAAAAUAAAUCUUCAUUUUUGC
Messenger RNA from Lentinula edodes (shiitake mushroom), 2305 nucleotides. RefSeq lists its product as uncharacterized. The transcript is spliced from 13 exons. Gene Ontology annotation, biological process: carbohydrate metabolic process. The record is from RefSeq and is a predicted model, not a curated record. NCBI's taxonomy places the organism in Eukaryota, Fungi, Basidiomycota, Agaricomycetes, Agaricales, Omphalotaceae. The coding region runs from base 156 to 2267 and encodes 703 amino acids.